Molecule: messenger RNA, 1188 nt
Organism: Magallana angulata
Lineage: Eukaryota; Metazoa; Mollusca; Bivalvia; Ostreida; Ostreidae
Exons: 3
Coding region: 1-1188 (395 amino acids)
Biological process (GO): telomere maintenance; double-strand break repair via homologous recombination
Cellular component (GO): cytoplasm; chromosome; nucleoplasm
Molecular function (GO): 3'-5' DNA helicase activity; four-way junction helicase activity
Source: RefSeq, a predicted model, not a curated record
AUGACUCCCUGCUACGGUCUACGGAACACUUUGACACUCCUUCCCUCUGGGAAGGCUCUUAUCGUCAUAGGACAGGUCUCUCCAAACUGUAGCCCUUCUCCUAAACCGGUCAACAAGGAGCGACAACUCCUGUACAUGUCACGUGUGUCUAUCAGGGAGGAGGACAAGAAUAGACGUUCCGUGGAGUCGUUCCUCAGUGUGCCGCCAGCCAUGGAGUACAUCACUAACGUCAGCCGUACCCAUUAUCAAAGGGCAACAACUCAUGGACUCCCGGUCGGAAUCUUUGGAGAAAGAUCUGGAUAUGGAGUAGAUAGACAUCAUCGCCAAACGGGUGAAGAGGAGGGAAAACAAGCAUUCCGCAAAUGGUUUUCGCACAUUGGAGAACUGAGAUCACUUUUUCCUAAAGCCUCAGUGCUUGCAUUGAGUGCUACGUGCACCAAGAAAAUAUUAAGAAGAGUUACAAAAAUUCUCCAACUUGGCACCGACACAACCGAAAUUAGAAUUUCACCCAACAGAGAUAACAUCAAGGUUGUUGUGAAAAAAAGUCCAAAUACUACAGAGAUGGCCAUGGUUUGGAUUAUUGAUGCUUUAUCGGAUGGGACGUUACCAAGAACAAUUCUGUACUGUACAUCAAUAAAAGAUGCCUCAAAUAUAUAUUCCUACAUAAUAACAGAACUUCCACAGUGUUCCGAGGUGCAGAUGUUUCAUUCAGAAACCCCAGAGGACAUCAGAAACAAAAUUCUGCAAGAUUUAUUGGAUGAAAAAAGUGCCACCAAACUUGUUAUAGCCACAAGUGCACUAGGUAUGGGAGUGGACAUUAGGCGGUUUUAUAGUGUAAUUCUUGCCAAGAGCAUAGUAGACACUGUGCAAGAAAUAGGGAGGGUGGGGCGUGAUGGAAAGGACUCUGUAGCCCUUCUUUUCUUCAAUUCCUACCACCUGAGGACAGUUGACACUGAGGUAAAGGACAUGUUUACCUCAAAAGACUGCAGACGUGUGCCUAUGUUUGAGCCCUUUCUUUCAGAGGGAGAACUUUUAAAAGAAAGGAGUAAGACAAUAUCACAUUCAUGCUGUGAUCUCUGUGCCGACAGGUGUGACUGUGGGACAUGUGAUUUGACCCCUAUAGAGAAACUUUUUAUGGUGAAUCUUGUCGAAUUUAGUGACCAUAGUUCAUCCGAUACCGAACCUUAA